AUGCCCGACAGGAAGUCCGACAAGCACCCCCACCUCGAGAUCCACGUCGCCUCCGACACCCUUUGUCUCAGAGGCACCGGCGUCGAUGUCAACCCCGCCCUCCUCAGCGGGAACGUAGUCCUCCACCUCACGGAGCCGACGUCUAUCAAGGAGAUUACGCUCUCGUUUAGAGGCAAGGCACGUCUCCCCGUCUCCGCCGCCGAGCCACUCGCGCUGAGCUCGUCGCAGCUGACCUACGUCGUCUGCAAUCACGAGUGGUCCUUCCUCGAGGGCGACCGGCACCAUGCACACACCCUCAAGGCCGGCCGCCACCUCUUCCCCUUCCAGCUCCAGAUCGGGGGCUCGCUCCCGUCCUCGAUCUACACCUCGGCCCUCGGCGGCGCGUCGGUCCAGUACAAGCUGCGCGCGCACGCCGUCCGCGGGGGCUUCGGGCUGACCCACCGCGAGAUCACCGCGAACCUGCCGGUGACGAUCAUACGCGGAUUCGGGACGGAGGCGCUCGAGUACCAGCAGACGCUCGAGAUCGAGAACACCUGGCCGGAGAAGCUCAUGUACUCGAUCAUGAUCCCGCACAAGGCGUGGGCCGCGGGCGAACGCCUCACCGCGGUGGUCAAGUUCCAGCCGCUCGUCAAGGGCGCGCGCGUCCUGAGCGUCACGACGACGAUCAACGAGACCGUGAAGCUGUACUCGCGCACGGGCAGCCAGGAGAACACGCGCGUGAUCGCGAGCACGAAGCACGAUAUCGUCGAGGGCAAGGCCGUGUGCGUCGACGAGCAGCAGCACCGCUUCCGCGUGCCGCUCCUGCACGGGCACUCGCAUUUCUCGCGGCACUCGCUCUCGAGCGCGCCGAGCACCCCGGCGCUCACGCCUGGGCUGUUGCAGGCCCACCACCCCAGCAAUGCGACGAGCACGUCGUACUUCCCGCCUAUCUCGGCGUCUAGCUCGACGCCACAUUCGCCCACACACACGCCGCUGGAGUUGGCGCCCCUCACCACGACCACGACCAACUCGUCGUCAUCCAGUGGUAGCGGGGCCGUACGCUCGGGUCCUCAGACAAGUCCCGAGGUGUCAGCACUACCGUCGACGAAUGCAAGUGUGGUCGAUCUGCCGCCACAGGCUGGGUCCUCAGCCGAUGCGGAUGAGCAGGCAACGGACGUGGUCACGACGCUCAACAUCACGGUGCCCCUAUAUGCGACGUCCAGCCAUUCAUUAGAGCCGAUCCAGGUAUCCCACCGGGUGCGAUGGUCCAUCCUCAUCGGCAAUUUCGACGGUCACACGUCCGAGCUGCGCUGCUCGCUGCCUGUCCACGUCCUCGAUCAUCGCCUUGCAGACGAAGCACGCGUGGCAACCCUCGCAACUCGCAGGCUCCUGCUGGAGGGCACCGACGUCGAAGGUGGUCAGGCUGUGCUUACUGAGGGCGAUGGCGAAGAUGCGGAGGCUCUACCCUCCUACCCUUCGCACGUCCGUGACCGUGUCGCGAACGCGUACCUCCCCGAUUCCGCUGUCAUGCGCGUCGCCAACUCCUGGGUCGUCAACGGCAUCAGUCCAACGAUCCCCGACCGAAAUAGCCAAGUUCCUCCCUUCUCUGAGUCGUCAAGUGGCGCACAGAGCCCUGCUGCGUGGGAGACAUGGCCGGUUGGCCCUGGGCUCGUACGUCCCCCUCGGAGCGAACACCUCCCGCACGAACCGCAACCCGGUGCAACACCUCUCGAGUGGGUCAACACGGAGCUGCUGCUCAGUCUUGGCCACGAGGCACCCGAGGCGCCACCAACGUUACCCUUGCAGCGGCCCACUCCUCCCAGCCGCACACCGCCAGAGUCGAUGCAGCCCAGCAGGCACGGAAGCCGCUUCCCCAGCCGACGCCCGAGUCGAUCGGGAAGCCGCGCCCACAGUCGCGCGAACAGCCGAGCAGCAUCACCCGAGCGAGGCGUUUCCGAUGGCUCUACGGACGGGCGGAGCACGAGCGAGAGUGGGGCGAGCGCGCUGUCCACGCAUUCACGAAGCUCGAGCCAGGAGACGUUCGUGCACAGCCACAGCACCGCGAGCCGGAACAUGCACGGGCUGUUCAACAUCGCGAUGAAGCCGUUCACGUCGCUCGGCUCGACGUUCUCGCUCGGCUCGCGCUCGAGCAGCCACGCGAACCUGCAGGCGCUGCACGCGCAGCAGCAGCAGCACGCCGCCGCGUCGAGCGCGUCGAGCCUGCUGCACAGUCCCGGGAGCGCGACGGGCACGAGCACGCCCGCACACGCGCACCCGGAGCAGAUGACGACGCAGCAGAUGCUGCACCACGCGUUCACGCAGGUGCCGGACUACGACAUGGCGAGCCGCGGCUUCCUGGGCGGCGGGAUCACCCCGCUCGAGACGCUCCGCGACCUCCCGUCGUACGAGAGCGUCGCGGCGGCGGACAUCCGUGCGGGGCGCGCCGGCACCCCGGGCGGUACGGGCGCAAGCGCUGGGGGCGCGAUCGGCGUCGGGGAGCGGAGCUUCAGCGACGGGGACUUGGCGAGCAUGUUUGCGGCGCGCGGGGCGGGCAGCACGGUGCACCCAAGAGCGCAUCAUCCGCGGUCGGGGCUGAGCAGGAUGGAGCCGCGCACGAUGGUGGCCCCGGCCACGGCGGCGAUGACGCCUUGAGGGCGACAGGCAGACUGCGUCUGUGCUUGCUGCGUACAUACCCCGAGCUGCUCGUCGUGCCCCGGCUUGAGCUCGAACCCCGACCGCUUCAAGAAUGUAUCAUUAUUCUCUCCUCCCGCCCUCCGCAUCUCCCAUCCGCAUCUCGCCGCCCACGGAAAAGCUACCCCACGCCGCCGUAUAAUCCGCCCUGGCCGCCGCUCUCCCCGUCCCCCAUCCCGACUCGUCUCCAGCAACGCAACGAUAUAGAGCUCGCCGCACCCAGCGCGACCGCAUACAUAAUGACUCCACCCGCAAGAAUACCACACGAAACUCACGAUACGACCGCCACCCCCCCAUAGACAUUCCCCUCACUCGCGAUACUG
Trametes versicolor FP-101664 SS1 is the source of this 2993-nucleotide messenger RNA. RefSeq lists its product as uncharacterized. Gene Ontology annotation, cellular component: cytoplasm; cytosol; plasma membrane. The coding region runs from base 1 to 2631 and encodes 876 amino acids. The transcript has 3 exons. Lineage: Eukaryota; Fungi; Basidiomycota; Agaricomycetes; Polyporales; Polyporaceae. The record is from RefSeq and is a predicted model, not a curated record. Gene Ontology annotation, biological process: ubiquitin-dependent endocytosis. Gene Ontology annotation, molecular function: ubiquitin protein ligase binding; protein-macromolecule adaptor activity.